Messenger RNA from Prunus avium (sweet cherry), 716 nucleotides. Lineage: Eukaryota; Viridiplantae; Streptophyta; Magnoliopsida; Rosales; Rosaceae. The record is from RefSeq and is a predicted model, not a curated record.
UUAUAGUUCAAUGUAAAAACCCUUCUUGUUUGCCUAAAACCCUCACAGACACAGCAAGCAAUCGCAACGCCACCACCAUCACCAUGAGUCUAAUAGCAGGCUCAUACGAGAAAUUCAUAUGGGGCUUCAAGCUCAAAUCCCUAAAACCCAACCCUGAUUCUCAAUCCCUAACCCUAACCCCACUCUUCUCCUACCCCUCCCACCUCUCCUCCAUCACCACAGUUGCCACCGCUGGCUCUGCCGCGGCCUCCGGUGGCUCCGAUGACACCAUCCACCUCUACGACAUGUCGUCCGCCACCUCCCUGGGCUCUCUCCACGACCACUCCGCCACCGUCACCUCCCUCUCCUUCUUCACCCCUCCCCAUCUCUCAUUUCCUCUCAACCUCGUCUCCGCCGCCGCCGACGGGUCGUUUUGCAUCUACGAGGCCGACCCCUUUGUCCUCCUCAAGAGCCUUAAGCCCCACAGGAAGGCCAUCAACGACGUGUCGUUGCACCCUUCUGGGAAGUUGGCUCUGACCGUUGGAAAAGACGAGUGCUUGUCGAUGAUCAACUUGGUGAGGGGUAGGAGGAGCUUCUAUUGCAGGUUGGGGAAGGAGGCUAGCUUGGUGACCUACGAUGGUUCUGGGGAUAAGUUCUACAUGGCUAUGGAAGACAAGGUUAUGGUUCAUGAGGCUGAGGAUGCUCGGUUGCUUUGCGAGUUGGAGAAUUCAAAGCGA